GCCUAAUAGGAUAAUCCUCUCUUCUUGGGCUUCUUGUCUGUUAUGGCUUUAAGCUUCUGCUUCAAAGCUUCACUCAACCAACAGCUACAAGUGAAGGUGAAUUCUAGCAACAACAAAUGUCUGCAAAAAAUCAAAAACCUCACAAAAACCCUCACAGUUCCUUCAAUUUUCUCCUCCCCACACGAAUCUCUCCAAAAGGGGAACUGGGUUAAGCUUAUAUGUGGUGCCAGCUUCGAGAUGUGGUUGAUAUCAGAAAUCUCUCUCAAGUUUACACUCUUGCAGGAGUUGAUUGCAUUGACUGUGCUGCGGACGCUUCGGUAGUGAGCGCUGUGAAUGAAGGAAUUGAGGCGGCUAGAGAGAUUGUGCCGUUUCGAAGACCUUGGGUAAUGAUCAGUGUUAACGAUAAUGAAGAUCUUCAUUUUCGCAAAGCCGAAUUUGAUCCAGCAGACUGUCCUCCAGACUGUUCAAGGCCAUGUGAGGUGGUUUGUCCUGCUAAUGCAAUUUCACUGGUGGAAGGGAAAUCAACAGUAGAACUUCCCCACAGUACAAGAUCACCUGGAGCAUUGAAGGGUGGAGUUAUAACCAAAUGCUGCUAUGGCUGUGGCCGGUGCUUUCCUGUUUGCCCAUAUGAUAAAAUAAGUGUGGUUACAUAUGUAAGAAAUGCAACUGCCACAGCUGAACUUCUUAAGGGAGACAACGUUGACGCUGUAGAGAUACAUACAAGUGGAAGGCAGAGUGCUUUCUUUAGAGAACUUUGAAAUCGUUUGGGAGAUGCAAUUAGGUAUCUGAGGCUGGUAGCAGUUAGCUUACCUGAUAUCGGGGAUUCCACAAUAUCUUCAAUGAACACAAUGUACUCUAUCAUGGAACUGCAGUUGGAUUGCUACAACUUAUGGCAGUUGAGCCCAUGUUGCUUCAAGCUUUCAAUCAUAAUAUAACUUGUUGGAUUCAAAUGAUAUCAUCAUAGAAAUUAAAUUCAGUUUUAAUGAUCCCAUAUAUGUACACAAUAUAAUCUACAAAACCCACAGUUGGAUGGCCGCCCAAUGAGUGGAGACAUUGGUUGAGGUGCCACCAGGGAAACGAUUGCAUUUGCAGUUCGUCUGGCUGCUGCAAAAAGAUAGACCUCAUGGUUUGUGUAGAGGAUCGCCAUGUUUAUUGAGAAUGCAUGUUAAGUUUGUAUGAUUCGCCCGGUUUACAUCUUCUUUUCCCCGUAGGUUUUCUCCAAUUGGCCGGUGGCACUAAUGCUCACACAGUUGAUGGGUUGAAGAAAGAGGGGCUUUUCCAGACAACAUCCGU
Vitis riparia (riverbank grape) is the source of this 1293-nucleotide messenger RNA. RefSeq lists its product as uncharacterized. The transcript has 9 exons. The record is from RefSeq and is a predicted model, not a curated record. Lineage: Eukaryota; Viridiplantae; Streptophyta; Magnoliopsida; Vitales; Vitaceae. Bases 219 to 758 code for a protein of 179 amino acids.